Molecule: messenger RNA, 11115 nt
Organism: Oncorhynchus kisutch (coho salmon)
Lineage: Eukaryota; Metazoa; Chordata; Actinopteri; Salmoniformes; Salmonidae
Product: methylcytosine dioxygenase tet3-B-like
Exons: 12
Coding region: 479-7867 (2462 amino acids)
Biological process (GO): chromosomal 5-methylcytosine DNA demethylation, oxidation pathway; positive regulation of transcription by RNA polymerase II
Cellular component (GO): nucleus
Molecular function (GO): DNA 5-methylcytosine dioxygenase activity; zinc ion binding; DNA binding
Source: RefSeq, a predicted model, not a curated record
UCCAGAGCUGAGUUGACUCGAGACCGUAGGUCGCGUCUGGGAGAGGAGGGAGAGGGCUUCCCCGAAUGGAUUGACACAAGAAGGAUUUACGCUUUAAAUUGUGUUUUAUUCAGUAUGGCUAUAUACGUGUUGAUAAAAACAGUAUUGGUAGAUUGUGUCAAUGUAUCAGCGUUGUAAAGAAGAGCUACUAACCAGCCAUAUUUUCCGAGUGAAACCAAUACAAUGAUCGUCAGUGUCUAUCAGGAGUGGAAUAUUAUUAGCAAUUCAGACAGUGCAACUGUCUCUCUGGUCCUUGCACAGGUUUUCAACAUGGUGGGAAAAUAAAUCAACAUAUGAGUGUCAGUGUAAGCCAGUAAUCCACUCUCCAAAAAAUUAAGGAAGAGAGAAAAAAAAGUUGAAGUUGUAGCACAGCUGAGAACAACCAUUCACCUGGUUCCCAUGCCGACUGCCCCAUCUCUGCCCUCUCACAUCCUCCACUAUGCCUCCUACUCCCAAACCCCCUAAGAGACAACCCCCACCACAGACAAGGAAUGGCUGCAAGGUGAUACCCACAACAACAACCACCACCACCACCGCCAAGAGGCAGAUCUCCAACUCCAGCAAGUUUAGAGGAAAAGCCAUUGAGAGCCCACAGUCGACACCGAAACCACCCCGAAGAUCCACAACCAGGACCCAGGCCCAGCCGGCCAGAAGCCCAGGGAGGAGUGGGGUUGGCAGGCUUGGCAGUCAGGUCCCGGGGGGGUCCCCUGGUAGGGUUAACCAUGCCCCUGUGCAUGUAACAGGAUCAGUGAGGCUAAGGAGCCGGGGUAAUCCUCUGCUCCAGCAUGGGGUGGGAGAGGAUCCGCCGGGGCGCAGGAUGUCCUUACGGGGCAUGGGGUGCUCCAAGAAGUUUCCUCCCCUGACGGUAAAGCCUAGCAGGGGAGGGAAGAAAGCCAGAGGGAGGGGGGCGAGGGGAGCAAGGGGUCAGAGAUGGAGUGAAAGAGGGAUUGAGCAAGGACCUGAGGAGUCUGACCCUGGUAGUAUAGACCCUAGUAUGAUUGACCAAGAGAAGGAGGUAGUCAGCCAUGAUAGUGAGGGCCAACCUCUUAACCUAAGGACUGAACUUGAAGACCCUUCCUGUGUUGACCAGCAGGAACCAGGAGUCGGCCAUGAAUGUGAGGGAAAACCUCUUAACCUGAGGACUGAACUUGAUGACACUUCCUGUGUUGACCAGCAGGAACUAGGAGUCAGCCAUGAUAGUGAGGGCAAACCUAACCAGAGGACUGAACUUGAUGACCAUUCCUGCAUUGACCAGCAGGAGCCAGGAGUCGGCCAUGAUGGUGAGGGCAAACCUCUUAACCUGAGAACUGAUGACUCAGCUAGUGAUGACAAACAUGAAGAGUUAGUUGCCCAUAAUGGUGACACGGUUGGUACUGACCCACACAAUAAGCCUUUCAGCCAUAGUGGUCAGGGCAAACACUCUGAGCUCAAUGACCCCAUCAGUGUUGACCAACAACAGGAAAAGCUAGUCAAUACUAUUAGUGAGGGCAAUUCAGCGCAAUUCUACCAGAGCCAUGAGCUUGGUGACUCUACCAGUGAUGAGAGGCAGGAAGUGUCAGUCGUCCCUAAAGGUGAAGACAAAGCCAAGAUUAACCUUGGAGCUGAGCAGAUUGAGAUCGAGCAGAGAGAGAGAGAUACUCAUGCAGAGGAGCAGAGAGGAGGGGAGAGGUUGGAGAAGGAUGGAAAGGAAGCAGUAGAGGAGGAAGCAGUGGAGGAAGGAGAGAAGACUGAUGAAGAAAAGAAGAAAGCAGAGGGGGAGGAGAGAGUGGAGAUAGUCAAGGUGAAGGAGACCAAGGAAAGAGAGGAGAAAGACGAGAGACUGGAGAAGAGAGAGUUUAUCAGCAGACCUCCAGACACAAGCUCCAGUAUUUCUGUCUCUCAGCCCCAAAAGCCACCUCUGCAGGAUGAUAUGUUGAUGAUGCAAUCACCUGUCCAUCCCCCAUCUGUCGCUGAACCAGCUACCUCAGACCUGGUGUCACCCCCUCUCCCUCAUCCUCACCCGACCUUUACACUUCACCCCACAAUGUCACAUGACAUUAAGGUUCUGAACCAAGGUGCAAAACUAAUCCAACCUACCCAAACUGUUGAAAUCCAUAAACCUUUAAAAGUCCCAACUACUUUCCAUGAGACAUCACAGAUGACCUCAGUGCACCCAGUAUCACUAAGUCUCUCAGUUGCCUUCCUCAGUGAACCCCACAAGUCUCUAUGUGUAAUCCCAGCGAACCCAGCACCCGGUCAGAGCCCAGAGAGCCCUGUCUCUCCAGAGGCUAGACAACUUCUCAGACCAGUGGACAAAGAGACCAGAGAGUCAUCCAAUCACCUCAAUGUAAAAUUAUCUUCAUCAUCUGCAUCAUCAUCGUCAGACCUGUACACCAACGCGGAGGUCCCCAUCACUGUGUCUGUACCUGACCUGGUUCCAUUGUCAAACAACCACAACAAUUACCCAGAAGAACCACCAUCAUCAUCAUCACUCCCAUACACAAAGAAAGACGUCUUCACCACUGGGUCUGAACCAGACAAAGACAUUGUAUCUGUCUCUGAUUGUGACCUGGGUUCUGGUCCAAUGACUCACAACAAGUACAACCAAGAUGAGCCACAACCAUCACUCCCAAACACAGACACAAGGUCUGAACCAAACACAGGGUCUGAACCAAACACAGAUAUUGCAUCUGUCUCUGUAUCUGAUCUGGGUUCAGUGCCAAAGACCUCCUGCAUCCCUAACCAGGAGAGUUCUAGCUCCAAGUUCUCAUUCUCCUUCUCCUGCAGCUCUGAGAGCACCCAAUCCUCCUACUCCUUCGACACUGAGUCAGAGACUGGAUAUGGGGAACUUAGCCCCAGUGGACACCCUAGCCUGGACCUGGGACACCUGGACAGGGGCACAUCUCUGCCCCGAACCCCACGGAUCAUCCAGAGGAGGGAGAGGAAGAAGAGGAGUAGGUGUGGAGGGUGUGAGCCGUGCCUAAGGAAGAUCAACUGUGGCCAGUGUAGCUGCUGUCUGAACCGCAGGACUGGACACCAGAUCUGUAAACUGAGGAAGUGUAUGGAGCUGAGGAAGAGGAGGCCAAUGUCACUGCUCACACUAACAUCUACUCAGGUGGGGUGCAAGGACGUGGCCAAACCAGCAUUAAAGAAACCAGUUUCCACGGUGGUUCCAGAGGACAGCUCAGUUAAUGGAAGAGGCCCUGUCCAGAUGGCAGAGGACACCUGUACGGCAGCGGAGGACGACGAGGAGGGUCACAUACCUCACACACACCCUCCCCACAUCCACACUCUUGCCCAAAUCCAAGAUGGACGACCAGCAGCACUUAUCAAGAGAGAGCCUGGCCUGGAGGACACCAAUGAUGGACUUCUUCUACAGCACCACUGCUCUUCUUCUGGGACUUUUCACAACGGUGCUAACGAAAACAUGGCUAAAACCAAUGGUGCUAAUGAAAACAUGGCUAAAACCAAUGGUGCUAACGAAAACAUGGCUAAAACCAACGGUGCUCAACUGAUUGCUGGUCCGGAAUCACAUCAGUUGUCACCUGAGUCCCAAAAUACCACAAUACAAUUAGAGUCCCAAAGUACUACAAAAUCUACGUACCCCAAAGGCAGCUCUGAGCUGAAGGAUGCACUUCUGGACGACAGCAUAGCUGUUCCUCUGAAGAAGAUAAAGGUGGAAGAACCGUGGGUGUGGUCCAUGGACCAGUCCUCCGCCCCACUAGGGGGCGAUGAUGACGAUGUCUAUGAGGACGCUCUGUCCACGCUAGCAGCCGUGGUGUGUUUCUCUAUCACAGACAGGAAGGGUCUGGAGGAGAAGUUGUGUAGCUCCCGAUCCCCGGUGCUACGCUCAUUCAAAACAGAGCCGGAGGACUUUAAGGUGGAUAUUUGCUUGAAAAGUGCUCCCAUCAGUCCACGAAAAGCUCUCAACAUUAUUGUCAAACGAGAGCAACCCUCUCCAGAUCUCUCUCAGCCAAGCAUCCAGUCUUUGGUAGAAGAGAGGAAUAUUAGCAAUGACCAGGCUAUCGCUAUCGAGGCGCUAACCUUACUGGCAGCUAUCCCACAAAACUCCCCAGAACCCUUUAGAACCAACGCACAGGGUGAAAACCCCACCACACCAUCCAUGCACUUAUCCAAUAGAAACACCCCUCUCCAGGGCUCCAACAAAGUUCUAGUGAUCAACUCCCCUCUGCACCAGACCUCAGUCAUACGCUCCCCUCUGCACCAGACCUCAGUCAUACGCUCCCCAGUGGCCAGACAAGCUCAUGUCAUCCAGUGUCAUUCCCGUAGCCCCGCAGCCACUGGCAACCUGUCCCUACAGGACCUGCUAGAAGCCAGCUCGGACUGUGACAGACUUCCCUACGACAGCACCGAGAGAGCAGGACAACACCUGUACAGGAGAGCAGACCAAGGCCUUGGUUCUCAACAUAACAGGGGUGAAGGCACUUUCAGACAGCGGAAAGACAUGGAGAGGAACAGCAAGGAACCAAUAGAGAGGACAGUGGGUAAGAGCGGGAGGAACAGCAAGGAACCAAUAGAGAGGACAGUGGGUAAGAGCGGGAGGAACAGGGAUGAGGAAGAGGUGGCGGCUCAACUUGCCGAGUUGGCGUUCAUCAUCCAAUCACGUCACAAGCAGCAGGGUUUCCACCCCUCCCAGCACUCAGAGAACAACCCUCCCAGAGGAACUCCUGUCUCAGCCAUCAAGUACAACUACAACUCGGAACAAGCACCACCCAACCACAAGAAGACCCCUGUGAAGAGACCCAGGACCACACUUUCUAAACCUAGGAAGAAGAAGGGAACGGAGGGGCUGGAAGAGGAGGGCUGCAAACCCAACAACCGUACCCCCCUGUACAAACGAAUACCCAACGGCAAGACCCCCCACAGAGCCAGGGUCCAGAAGGUUCUGCCCCAGCCGAAGACAUCAUCGCUCAGCCACAAGAGGAGCCUGUUCCUGCCUCAGGCCCAGAUGGAUCUGAAGAGGUACCUGACUGAGGCUCAGGAGGAACGACGGCAGCUCUUUUACUACAGUAACGCCCACAGUGGGGUCAAAUACCACAAAACCUCUGGAGCCGUCGAUCGUGGUCGAAGUCAAGGUUAUGGUCAUGACAACCAACAGUGGUCGCAUUUCAACGGUCACCUGGACCCUUUACAAGGACAAGGAGUUGGACAAGGACAUGAUUGUGAAAGAGGAUUGUAUUCUCAGGUAUCGCAGCCCUACGUUGGGCAGCAGCACGGUGCUAACCUAAAGGCUAGCUCCACUAUCCCCAGUUUCACCAGCAUAGACUCUAACAACCACAGAACCGGGUUGAACCAUGGUUUAUCCAAUGGCUACUCCUCUGGGGGUCAACAGCAGGGGUAUUACAAAGUGGAGAGGUCCGGUCCGGUCACCGUCUUGUCCACGUCAGCUAACGGCGAUUUGGAUCUAUCGGAGGAGUCGACACCCACCAAACACAACGUGAACAGCUUCCUGGAAUCGCCCCUCAGGUUCCUGGACACGCCCACUAAGAAUCUGCUUAACACCCCCUCCAAGAAACUCUCUGAGAUCCCCUCCUGUGGAUGCAUGAAGCAAAUCAUAGAGAAGGAGGAGGGUCCAUAUUAUACUCACCUUGGUGCUGGACCCAGUGUGUCAGCCGUCAGAGAGAUGAUGGAGAACAGGUAUGGAGAGAAAGGGAAGGCGGUAAGGGUGGAGGUGGUGGUGUAUACUGGGAAAGAAGGACGCAGUUCCCAGGGCUGUCCCAUCGCCAAGUGGGUGAUCCGUCGGGGCAGUGAGGAGGAGAAGCUGCUGUGUCUGGUGAGACACCGGGCAGGGCACCGCUGUGAGAGUGCCGUGGUGGUGAUUCUCAUCUUGGCAUGGGAGGGCAUCCCCCGGGGCGUGGCAGACAGUCUGUACCAGGAGCUCACCCAGACUCUCUGUAAAUACGGCUCCCCCACCAGCCGGCGCUGUGCACUCAACGAGGAUCGGACGUGUGCUUGCCAGGGUGUGGACCCGAACACCUGCGGCGCUUCCUUCUCCUUUGGCUGCUCCUGGAGUAUGUACUUCAACGGCUGCAAGUUCGCCCGCAGCAAGAUCCCCCGCAAGUUCCGCCUGCUGGGAGACAUGCCACAGGAGGAGGUGAAACUGGAGCAUCGUCUACAGAACCUGGCCACAGACCUGGGUCCUGUCUACCAGAGACUGGCCCCGGAGGCCUUCCAAAACCAGGUGGAUCUGGAGCAGGCGGGCCAGGACUGCAGGCUGGGUCGGAGGGCGGGCCGACCUUUCUCCGGGGUCACGGCAUGUGUGGAUUUCUGCGCCCACGCUCACAAAGACACACAGAACAUGAACAACGGCAGCACUGUGGUUUGCACUUUAACCAAGGAGGACAACCGUGCGGUGCGUAACAUCCCUGAGGAUGAACAGCUCCACGUCCUACCCCUCUAUAAGAUCUCGCAGAGGGAUGAGUUUGGCCGUGCCGAUGGCCAGUGGGCCAAGAUCCAGACUGGGGCCCUGCAGGUGCUGUCAGCCUUCCCCAGAGAGGUGCGUCUGCUGGCUGAGCCGGUGAAAUCAGCCCGUAAGAGGAAGCAGGAGGCCAAGCUGAAGGCCCAGGCUGACAAACAGGCUGCAGCUCAGGACAGGAAGCCUGGACAGAGUCCACUAACCCCAGGCAAGGUCAAGACCGAGAGCACCAACAAAGGUUCCAAAAGCACUUCAUCAGUUGAUCAGUCCUCCUCAUUCAAAGCAGAGCCUCAGUCCUUCUACAGCUCUUUCACACCAGGAAGUGUGGGUGCCUAUGCUCCAGAGUCUAACUCCCCUAGCCCUUACCACCACAGCACUCCCACCUACCCCACUCCUCCAGGAAGAUCCACCCCUGGGAUGGAGGCUCUUUCCCCCCAUCGUCCCGGCAUGCCUUCCACCCAGUACGGAUACAGAGGGCCACCAGGGGCCCAGUGCAAUGGAUCCCCCCUCCAUUACAAGACAAUGGGAGAGGAUGUAAAUGGUUACUCCCCAGGACUCAUCAGAAAGCAGCUGGCGAAAACUGAGAGAUGUGGGACACCUGGCGACUACCCCCCCAGGACGUUUAAAAUGGAACCCAACGAGGUGCACUGCUCCCCUCUUGUCAGACCCCCCCACAGCCACAGUACUCCUCCUCCAUCCUCCUUCUCCGCCCCCCUCCCCCACCCAGAGGGCCUCCACAGCAGACUCAACGGGCUCCCCGGGGUGGCGGAGGAGAUCGGGGAUGGGGUUAAAGGUCAUGGAGGUCAUGACCUCCCCCACUGUGCCACUCAUCUCCCCCUUCAGGCCCCUCCCCCUCUCUUCCCCAACCCGGAAGAGGUCAAACAGGAACAGGAAGAGGUGUGGUCAGACAGCGAGCACAACUUCCUGGACAGUGACAUUGGCGGGGUGGCGGUGGCUCCCUCCCACGGUUCCAUUCUGAUUGAGUGCGCACGCAGAGAGCUCCAUGCCACCACCCCCAUCCUCCGACCCGACCGCAGCCACCCCACCCGCAUCUCCCUGGUCUUCUACCAGCACAAAUCCCUCAACGAGCCUGACCAUGGCCUGCACAUGUGGGAGGCAAAGAUGGCCCGGAGGGAGCGGGAGAGGGAGGAGGAGGCUGAGAGGAUAGGGAUGGGCCUGGACCUGGACCUGGAAGAGGUUAGCCCGGUCAAGGGGAAGGGGAAGAGGGGGAAGGGGGCCGGGGCUGAGAGUGUGGAGCCUGAGGAGGAGGUAGAAGAGGAGGGCCCGGAGGAGAAGAAAGGGGUGUUGAAGGUUCCGACCCGGCAGGCGGUGACCGUAGCGCGGGAUGGGGUGGUCACUGUGUCCCCUUAUGCUCUGACACAGGUCACGGGCCCCUACAACCGCUGGACAUGAUACUGUUAUGUACACACACGUACACAGGCACACAUUCACUCACAGACACAGACAGCGAUUACAUUUUAACACACACACCCCCCUGUGCUACUGCCUUACCUCAAUCAACUUUACACUUCUAAUCUCCUUUUUCUGUGUUAUUUCAUUGUGUUACUUUUUCCAAACGUAUGUCUGUUUAUUUUUGUUUCUCUUCGUCUCUGCUUUCAAAGUGAUGAGGAAGAAUAUCAUUUGUGGGUUUUUAACUGUGACUUUUAGUGUUUGAUGAUUUUUGGGGUCUGGUUUUUUCAUGUAAAGAGAUGGUGCUCAGAACCAAUUUUAAAUAUGUUUUUAAACUGGUUUUAAAUACAACUUGAUUAAUAAGAACAAACAAGAUGUGAUUAUUUAUUCUGACCAUUUUUCAAAAACUAUUUUUUUAUUUUAUUUCUUGAUGCAAGCCUGUUUACUGCAAUGUUGCUGUCAUCCAGCAUUUUACACUAGUAAACACUCAUGUCAAGUCUCUAUGGUCUUUGUUUCAGCCAAGAGUGCUCUUUUCACAAAAGGAGUUUUAUCAAUGAUUGAUCAUGUAAUGGUGCCAUCUGUAGCAGCAACUUUCGAUAAACACACCACAUAUUACACAGUAUGUAAGACUAGACUACACACAUUUACUCUAGUUUUAUGUGAAAAAAAUGUACCCAUGUAGCAUGGUGCUUUUCCUUCUCUUCCUGUUCCUCUAUUGGUGGUCAUGAAGGAACUUUACUACCUUGUUUUGGGCUGGAUCGUUUUAGUCUUUUUGUUAAACGUACAGAUAGAUAUAUGAUGACAUAUUGAAAAAGCACUUUUUUAUUUUUCAUAACUUGAAAAAGGUCCCGUUCCAAUAUGUACAGAUAGAGAGAUAUAUCCGACAGCUUGUUUGAAACCUUUUCGUUUUUUUGUUGUAGAAUGAUUUUAUUCAACUAUGAAUUUGUAACAUUAUAAAUUGCAUAUCAGUCUCACAAAAAAAAACUGGCUUACUAAGCAAUUAUGAAAUGCUGCAUAUAAAGAUUGUGUCAGAUUAUGGUGCUUGUUUUCAACGACACUUCAUUUUUAUGAAUCUGGAUAACUAUGUACAGUACGUUCACUGAAGACCUGGGUUCAAAUACAUGUGUAUUUGAGUAUCUGGUAUUUAAAAUGCUUUUUUCUAUGUAUUUGAGUAUUUUCUAAAUACACAGCCCAAAAUAAGUACUUUUCUUUGAAUAUUUUAAUGGUUGAUUGUAAAAAACAAAUUGAUAGUAUUUUCAAAUACUUAUGUAAAAUCAUAUUUUCAAAUACCUGUGUUAAAUGCAUGGGAAUGUAUUUGCAUCAGUGUAUUGAGUAUUUUCAAACACUUUCCAAAUUUCCAGAUGCAACUACUUGUCUUUUUAAAUAAUUACUUUGAAUGUAUGGGAAAGUAAUUGAGAUAUUUGAAAUAGUAUUUUAACCCAGGUCUGGUUCACUGUCUGAACUUCCAGAGUGUUUUAAAUAGGACUUGUCUGUUUUUGAUACAGACACAGCUGAAAAGACCACAUAAAACCUGUUCAGAAAUGGUGACUAUAUUACUGUAUGUUCUUACAGGCGCUGACAGCAUUUCUAUCCUCUCUUUUUAACUGACUAGGGCAUUGAUUGGCACUUAUGUUUGUCCAUAUACUGGGUAUAAAUACAUUAUACAAGUGGAGAGAAAACCAACCAAAUCCUUUGUUGUUUCUCAUUGCCUCGUCUUUACUCUUUGGGUGAAGCUGCUCUGACAGAAUAAAACACUCCUCAGAUCAUUUCAGCUGCUGUAACAGGGUUGAAAUGUUGUUAAAAACGUUGUUUACAUACCAUUUACAUAACUGUUUCACAUGGUGUCUGAAUGUGGCAUACAGGGUUGGGGUUAACUCGUGUCAUUUCAGAAAAUAACGGUAAUAUUCAGAGAGAAUUUUCCAAUUCAACCUUAUUCAUUCAAAUGAAUUUGAAAAUCCUGGAUAGAAGGCUUUUGAAAUAGAAUCAACCUCAAUGCUUGUGGCAUACCGUUUCAGGGUCGAAAUGUAGUUACUUUCUGAUGGUGCUAACUCGUCAAAAUGUGAUGCUGCACUGACAAAGCCUGUGUUUAUUCUAGGGGUGAUGUUAUGAUGCUUUUUGCAUGACUAGCAUUUGCUGUUUCCCUUCUGGAUGGGCAUGCCAUACCCUUGUGCUCUACCGUCUCUGUCCUGAAUGCAUUAUGUACUACAGUACUUCAAUCUUGUCACUGGUCAACUUGAGCAGAGGUACAGAGUAGCAUCAAUUCUCUGCAUCUUUUCAUCAUAAGUUCUAGGUCUAUCACGUAUUGAGUCAGACAGUAGACCUCUGCAGUAUACAGUAUAAACCUGCUUUAAUAGGGGGCAACCAUGUAGGGUAUUCAUCAAUGCUCACAUUAGUCCAUCAUAACCAUGUAAAUAUGGGCCCAUUCACUAAUACUGCAAUUGAUUAGGCAUCUGUUGUAUUGAUCUGUCUCCGUAUAUGCUGGCUCUAAUGCAGCUCAAUGCAGAUGAAGCACAUUUCACUGGUGCUUUCAUUUGAGUAAUACACAGAUCUGGAUAUAUGUUUUUUUUAUGUCUGUUUUUCUCUUUGUUUCUCAGGUGUGAGGUUGUUCAUUUACCCAGGCUUCAACCCAACUAGGGCACACACAGUCUCCUAACACAACUCUCUUUCUUCCAAUAAUGUUGUCAACAGAUUGACAAAGUCAAACCAUAUACUUAGAUUUUUCCUCUGAGAUAAAUGUUGACACAUAGAUUGAAUGCAUUUUAUACAAAGUAGCUGCAGUACAUAUAUAGUCUAUUACAUUAUAUUGAAUGUAGGCCGUUGCAAGUUAAUAAUGUGGUAGAAAACAGUCACUUUAAAAUGUUUCCAGCUUUACAUAAGACAGUUUGUAAGAUAAUAAACUUUUGUAAUUGUUUCACUUGAAGAUUUCUUGGUUCUACCAUUAUGUGUGACUUGAAAACUGUGGUAACCUACAUGUACAUCAAGGAGGAAAAACUAGCACCAGCAUUUUAAAACUCAAAGGUUUUUAUUGGAAUAAAACUGUAUAAAAUACACAUUUCAUGUGGAACUGACAGUUUUACUGUACUAUUCAUGGUUUGUAGAUAACAGUCUUGUUAUUUUGCAACUGAUUGACAAAAUGACUGUACAUAAUAACUAAGGUGUAUAUCAGUUUGACAGUUUUGAGAAAAUACUAAAUUCAGCAUUCCUGUCAAUGGCUACCCCCUGGUGAAAUAAAGAUGUAUUUAUAUUUUGGA